Messenger RNA from Tripterygium wilfordii, 2427 nucleotides. RefSeq lists its product as uncharacterized. The record is from RefSeq and is a predicted model, not a curated record. The transcript has 7 exons. The coding region runs from base 1 to 2427 and encodes 808 amino acids. NCBI's taxonomy places the organism in Eukaryota, Viridiplantae, Streptophyta, Magnoliopsida, Celastrales, Celastraceae.
AUGAGGUUAUUAAGCAUUAAAGCUGACUACAAUAUGCCCCAAGGUUGUUUCAAUGACGUCGUUCAUCUUAUGAAAGAGACUAUGCCAGAAGAUAAUAGGAUGCCUGCGGACUUCUAUCAAACCAAGAAGUCAAUGUCUAAACUCGGACUUGGGUAUCAACGAAUCAAUUGUUGUACGAGUGGUUGUAUGAUAUACUAUAAGGAUGACGCGAAUGAGAGGCAGUGUAAAUUUUACGGGGCAGACGAUUAUAAACCUCGAAGAACUGAACGAGGAAAUUUCAAGGAUAUUUCGGUUAAACGUAUAUGGUACCUGCCUCUGAUUCCUAGGCCUCAGAGGCUUUAUAGCUCAACAGUAACAGCAAAGGAGAUGAGAUGGCAUUACGAGCAUCGAAGCGAGUCCAAUAUCCUGUGUCAUCCGUCAGAUGGAGAAGCAUGGAAACACUUUGAUCGAACAUAUCGAGAUUUUGCAUCAGACCCGCGAAAUAUAAGAUUAGGUUUAUGCGCGGAUGGUUUCACUCGUUUCGGACAAUCUGGUAAGAAUUAUUCAUGUUGGCCUAUCAUUUUGACUCCUUAUAAUUUACCUCCUGGGAUGUGCAUGAAAAGGGAGUUUAUGUCCCUGACAGUAAUCAUUCUGGGUCCUCAAAAUCUGAAGAGCAAGAUCAAUGUUUAUAUACAACCCCUGAUAGAUGAGCUCAAUCAAUUGUGGUGCGAAGGUGUGAUAACUUACGAUGUGUAUACGAAAGAAAAUUUUGUUAUGCGAGCUGUACUGAUGUGGACUAUCAACGACUUUCCUGCCUAUGGUAUGCUGUGUGGAUGGAUGACACAGGGGAAGUUAGCAUAUCCUUGUUGCAUGGAACGUUCAAAGGCUUUUACUUUGAAAAAUGGUAGGAAAAAUUCGUGGUUUGAUUGUCACAGACAGUUUUUGGACAUGACACAUCCAUUUAGGCGGAAUAAAGAUGCAUUUUUUAAGAAUCGAAUUGAGAGAUCAGAACCUCCUCCACGUUUGUCUGGGGAAGAAGUGUUGGCAAGAAACAAUCAGAUACGUUAUAACCUUGAUGUCAAGCAUAUUGAGAAAAAGGUCUUUGAUAACGUUUUCAAUACAUGUAUGGAUGUUAAAGGAAAAACAAAAGAUAAUGCUAAGUCUCGAUUGGACCUUCCGAAUUGCUGUAAACAUAAAGCUUUAGAGUUAGUGGAGAAUUAUAAUGGUAAAUCUCUCAAACCGAAAGCACAAUUUUGUCUCAACAUAGAGCAGAAAAAAGGCUAUUUGUCAUUGGGUCUCCAGUUUGAAGUUGCUAGACGGCUAUUCCUCCAACCUAGAGAUAUAUGUUCAACUACACUGCGAGAGGAUCAAUUGAUCAUCAUGGAGGCAAAUAUUCCUGUGAUCCUUUGCAAAUUGGAGCGUAUAUUUCCCCCAUCUUUCUUUGAUUCUAUAGAACUUCUCCUGGUUCCUUCACUUCCUAAAGAAGAAGAAUUCCCCAGAAUUUCAAUCUUCAAUCAACCUGGUCGUCUUGUUGGUGAGGCUGGUAGUCGCUACCUCACUGAUAGAGAAUACGAUGCAGCAACAUUAUACAUGUUUCUGAAUUGUGAUAUUGUCCAGCCUUUUAUAAAUCUGUUUAUAAGUUUUGUGCGAGCAUCAGCACCUACAUUAAAUGACGACGAAGUCGACUAUCAAAUUGAGAAAGGUUUCGCAUCAUGGUUCAGACAGUACGUUUAUGACCCACAAAAUAGGAUUACCAAUGAACUCAUACGAGACGUGUCCAGAGGACCAUUAAGGAGGGUUGAGAUCUGGAAUACAUAUUAUGUCAAUGGAUACAAAUUCGACACUGAUGCAAGAAGUGAAGGCAAGUCAACAAUCAACAACGGUGUAUGCAUGCCGGGGACCGAUUUUGGCCAAUCAGAAUAUGUCUACUACGGAAUACUGAAAGAGAUUGUCCAUUUGGAUUUUCUAGGACUACCGAUUAAAAAAAUUAUUCUUUUUAAUUGUGAGUGGUUCGACCCAACUGCUAAUCGAGGUACACGAAUCCAUAAACAGUAUGGGCUUGUAGAUGUGAAACAUAGAGGGAGGUACAAGAAGUUCGAUCCAUUUAUAAUUGUACAACAAGCAAAGCAAGUAUACUUUGCUCUUUAUCCGGAAGGGAUACGUGAUCGACAAGAUUGGUGGGUCGUGAUUAAGACGAAAGCAAGGCACACAAUUACUGCACAAUUAAAGCAAAUGGAUGAUGCCUUCCAAGACGAUGAAGUACCAGUUGAGACAGUUAGAGUAGUUAUUGAUCAAAUAGAGUCUCUCGUCGAUAAUGAAGCUGAACCUGAUGAAGUGGACAAAGAUUUUACAAGGCAAAUAAUUGAGGAAGAGACUGCUGAUGGCGAUGAAGAAGAAGAAAUGGAACUUGAUGAUUAUGAGACAGAGGAAGAGACCGAAGAUGAUUAA